Messenger RNA from Brassica oleracea var. oleracea, 1245 nucleotides. RefSeq names its product probable membrane-associated kinase regulator 5. NCBI's taxonomy places the organism in Eukaryota, Viridiplantae, Streptophyta, Magnoliopsida, Brassicales, Brassicaceae. Bases 106 to 1011 code for a protein of 301 amino acids. The transcript has 3 exons. Gene Ontology annotation, cellular component: plasma membrane. The record is from RefSeq and is a predicted model, not a curated record.
AACCUCACUUAGCCAGCCUUUCCCGUUGACAAAGCCAACCUCAUACUCUCUUUCUCUCCCUCUCCUUUACUCUCUCACUCUCUCUUCCUCUCCCUCUCUCUCUAAAUGGAUGCUCUUAGCUUUGUGAAAUUUUGGCUAACCAAUAACACCAACGGCAAUAAACCCUGCCGUGAAAUCAGAAUCUCAGAAUCCGCCGUCGAAUCCUCCACCGCAUUGGGAGACUCCGAAGUUGAUCUCUGCGAAGAAGACGAUUCUUUCUUCGAGCUCGAGAUCUCUCUCUCCGACUUCUCCUUAAAGAAAAACAAAAUUCCUGAAGAAACAGAAGAAAAACAGAACACGUUCCCUGUCUCCAAAAGCAAAGUCCUCCCUUUCGUCGAAACCACCUCGAAACCUCAAUCUCCAAUCACUCUCCUACAACCCAGUGAAAAGCUCCGUGCUUUCUCCUUCAAGAAGUCAACGACGACGGAGAAGAAAGAACCCAACAGCAGAAGCCUCAACGUAAGGUUCAGAUUCGAAGACGAGACAACGAGGUGUGAAGACUCUGCUUCCUCCGUUCCUUCCUCCUCAAAAAGAUUCUUUGAUCUCAUUAAGCCAUUGUACAAUAAAACAACGAAAAAACAGAGCAUCAACAGUGUAUCCACUUCACCGGCGGCGAGAGAGAAACAGAGGAGUAAUAUUACUCGAAGUGUGAGGAGACAACUUGGGAAGAGCCGGUCGGCGUCUGCGGCUGUCGGAGCCAUGUCUCCGGUGAAGAGACUCGACGAGUCUUUACAAGUGCAACAAGAUGGGAUUCAAAGUGCGAUUCUCCAUUGCAAGAAAUCGUUUCACGGUUCGAGAGAAUCUUCUAUGUUGUCCCGAUCUACUAGUGAAUCUUCCUCACAAGAGAAACUCAGUACUUCGUCUUCUGAAGAUUCGUAUUUGUUUUCAAGAAUGUCAAGCGAUUCAAUGUCGGAGAAAUCAAUCGAUAGUCUGACUUCAAUCAAGGAACAGAGGGAGAAGAUUAGCGAUUAGCUUUAAUUUUGUCAUAAGAAAGAAAACGAAUUAGAUCGGAGGAAUUUUAGUCUUUUAAAAAUUAUUGUAAAAAAACUUAGUUUGAAGUGGUGAAUGGUGAUGAUGAUGGCAAAACAGACAAAAUCUUGUUGCAGGAUCAGCAGAGUCUCAGAUUAGUGAUGGCUCUUUCUUUUGCCUUUGUAUUGUGAUGGAUCAUUAUGUGAAUCCUGACACCUAGAAAUUUGAAAAAAUAUG